Maylandia zebra (zebra mbuna) is the source of this 2802-nucleotide messenger RNA. It is a transcript of the gene tpcn3, whose product is annotated as two pore segment channel 3. Gene Ontology annotation, molecular function: monoatomic ion channel activity. Gene Ontology annotation, biological process: monoatomic ion transport; transmembrane transport. Gene Ontology annotation, cellular component: membrane. NCBI's taxonomy places the organism in Eukaryota, Metazoa, Chordata, Actinopteri, Cichliformes, Cichlidae. The record is from RefSeq and is a predicted model, not a curated record.
CUGACCAGAUAUCAGUAGGCUGAGAUAGAUGGCAAGCGGUUGUCAUUUUUAUGCCACUGGAAAGAAAUCCUCUGAUGCGUAUCUCGUGGAUGACGCUUGAUGUGACGUUUACGUCAAAAAGUGCGACUUAAACUAAGUUUGGAUAUAUGUUUUUCUUUUUUUCACCACUUAGAAACGCCGAGGAGCUGGUAGUGAAAGUUUGGAGACAUUUCGAGAGUCAUUAAAAAGUUAGAAGAAACAUUUUGGGACGUUUUGUGUCGGUCGUGUUGAGAGAUGUCUGAAUCAGAGAAGAAUGAAAACAUUCCCGAAGCGUCUGCAAGAAAAGGAAAUUCAAACACAGGGAAUACAGCAAAAAGCGAAGAGGAUUUUAACUUGGCUGCCAUCUAUGUGUCAGAUGCCCAGUACAACAGAAAUGUCUACUUUGACACAUCACCUCAGGCUGUCAGACUGUAUAUGCUCUAUAAUCAUUGGGCCCUAAAGGUACUCCUCUACUUCUUCAUGCUGGUCAAUCUGUCUCUUGCCAUCUUCGAGGAUCCAGCUGUAUACCCUCUGCCUAUAUGGGCCACCAUGCUGGUGGAGAUACUCUGUCUGCUCAUCUUCACCAUUCGAGUCAUUCACUAUGCCAAGGUGAUUCUCCGUGACAAGUUCUGGAAAGAUCCCAAAAAUAUCUGCAUCAUUGUCAUCCUCACGCUCACUUUGGUUGAUAUGAUCAUUUAUGGAGCAUUGAAAGCUGCAAAUUAUUAUGGUGUUCGCUGGUCCAGAGUCCUGCGGCCGCUUCUACUGGUCAACGUCACAGAGGGACGGCAGCUCCGCAGAGCAUUCAGGAGCAUCCGUAAUGCUCUGCCUCAGAUUUUCUACGUCUUCCUGCUCUUCAUGUUCAGUAUCCUCAUCUUCGCCCUCAUGGCGCUGAAGUUGCUGGGCAAACGAGGUUUGACGAACAUAAAUGGAACACCAUAUUUCACCAGCUACCUGGAAAUCAUGUUUGACUUGUACGUCCUCGUCACCACGGCCAAUAGCCCUGACGUCAUGAUGCCAGCAUACAACGCCAACUUCUUCUUCGCAGUCUUCUUCAUUGUGUACAUCCUUAUCAACACUUACAUCUUCAUGUCCGUCUUCCUGGCUGUCGUAUACAACAACUAUAAAAAAUACUUGAAGGAAGAGGUACGGCAGCUAGUGAGAGCUAAGAGGCACAAGAUGGUGCGAGCAUUUGGUGUCCUACAGGAGCAAAGGGAGGAGGGCGGCGAGCCAGUGGUGACCCAGGCCAGCUGGAACCAACUGGUCCGACUGGUCCAACCCAACCUUAGUAAUGCUCACAGAGAGCUGCUAUGGAGCGUCUCUGAUGACAAGAACCAAGGGGCCAUUGGUAAGGUGGCAUUUGUCCAGCUUGCUGACCUCUUGAAUAUUGAAAUAAUAACAAUUAAGUCAAGACCUCAUCCACUUCAAAGUUUGUGCCCUUCCCUCUACCAGUCAGCCCCCAGCAAACUCCUAUGCCAACUGGUCCAACACCGGGCCUUUGUUAUGGUAUAUGACCUGAUCAUACUGGUGAAUGCUGUUUUCAUCGGUCUUGAUGAGGAGAAUCCAAUGAUUGCGAAUUCAGAGUGGGUUUUUCUGGCUCUGUAUAUUCUGGAGAUUCUGCUGAAGCUGUAUGUGUUUGAGCCCAGAGUGUUCUUCUCCAAACACAGUUUUUGGAACUGGUUUGACACAGUCAUUGUCAUCUCUGCUCUUAUUGCCACCAUCGUAAACUCUGUGAUGAAGUCAUCGAGUCAUUUCUCCAGCCGACAAAUCUUGGACAUUGUUUUCAUUCUACGAGUCCUCAGACUGAUACGGGUGGUGGACAGCAUCAAAAGGUUUCGUACAAUCAUCAACACCCUGAUCAGGAUUGGACCAGCAAUCCUCACAUUUGGACAGCUUAUCAUUGUGGUGUACUACAUUUUUGCCAUGGUGGGGAUGGAGCUCUUUAAAGGGAAGGUGACGUUUUAUGAACAGAGCUCCACCGAUCCAGCAAAGGCAUAUUGUGGUAAUCCUCUGCUGAAUGGAACAGACUUUGCAAAGCUCAACUACUGCAAGAAUAACUUCAAUGAUGUGGUCUCCUCCUUCAUCCUGCUGGUUGAGCUUACCGUGGUCAACCAAUGGCAUGUUCUCAGCAGCGGCUUUGCCACAGUCACCCACAUUUCGGCCAGGAUCUUUUUUGUCCUCUUCCACGUCAUAGUCGUCAUCGUCAUUCUCAAUAUCUUCGUGGCGUUUGUCCUUGAGGCGUUCUUUGUGGAGUACUCUGUGGAUAAAAGUGACUUGCAGACAUCUUUGGAGAGGAAGAUUGAAGAACUGGAGCUUGCUGUGGCACAGGAGAUGAUGGAGGACAACUUGGUGAACGCCAUGGAAACUAUUGACAAUGACCUGGGAGGCAGCCAGUCAGCAAAACCAAACUUACCGUCCCUGAUGUUUAAAAUUGCUUCAAAAAGAUAUCGAACAGUGGACGCCUUGUUACAGCGGAUAUUUGAGGCUGAUCUGGACCCUGAAGAUUUUGCUGAGAAUGACGAUCCUGAAGCUACGGGCAACGAGAAUUUUGCAAAUCCCUUAUUCAGCCAUGCAUAGGCAUUUGUAAACAUGUAUGAAUGGAUACAAACUGUAGUCAUUUUACACUUUCAGAAAUGUUGAAAUCUGAUGUUUAUCCAGUGCAGUGUGUCAACAAUAUGAUUGGGUGCUAAUCAGUCUUAUCUAGUGUUAAAUGUUCAUAUUGUCCUGUAUCUUUGUGUAAAAAUGCAAGAAAACCAGAAUUUUCACAUAAAGAAUUCUUGCACAGAA